Messenger RNA from Neospora caninum, 444 nucleotides. RefSeq lists its product as hypothetical. Bases 1 to 444 code for a protein of 147 amino acids. The transcript has a single exon. NCBI's taxonomy places the organism in Eukaryota, Apicomplexa, Conoidasida, Eucoccidiorida, Sarcocystidae. The record is from RefSeq and is a predicted model, not a curated record.
AUGUGUUCUGUCUCCUCUAAUGACGACUGCGUGCUCGCGUCACUUCCGUCUUCUUUCGCGCCGGAGAGACGUGCUGGCGCCCCUGCAUGCGUUUCCUCGUCUCCCCUUCCCUCGUCGUUCCCUCCCUUUUCUGCUUCUGCUUUCUCGCAGUGCCGCUCUCUGGAGUUCUCGAGAGGCUGCGCAGGCGCGCCGAGCCUCUUGUCGCAUCUCUCGUCGGGAAGCGUCGCCGCCGCUUCUUCCGCUCCGUCUCUUCAGGCUGCUCACGCCGGCGGGUCGCGGUACCCGACUCGGCUGCUCCGCGACCGCGAGUGGGAAGUCGGCGAGACUGCCCAGAGAGACAAAGAGGACGGUGCGGCGCCGACGCUUCUCCCGCGACGCCCCAGAGGUCCAGGAGGCGGCAAGGCUGCCGCAGAAAUGCUCCGAGGCUACGACUUGUACAUGUGA